CCCAAAUCCCACGACCUAGACACAGGGUACCGACAACCCGAAGGGGACGAUAGCCAUGACCAUGACGCCUUUGUCACUGUCGAGUCUGUUAAAGAAUAAGGAUUCUCUGCAGAAGUUCAUUUGCUACAAUGCCUUCCACGCGCAGCACGACAUACCACGGUACUUCGGAAACCGAACGCCGUGGAAGAAGGCUCGGUUAUGGGAGCGAAAUUUCAGUGCAGUGUCCCGCAGUAGGUUGGCAGAACAACCCUGGGCCAAAAACUAUGCCAAGGAAGCUACUAUGUGUACCACUUCUGUAAGUGGCCAGGACAUGACAAACUGGUUGUGGUCUAUUUACAACGAAACCAAAAAACAGACCGAAGGUAGGGCAUGCGUUUGUUGAAUACCAUGUAAACAAGUCUCCAAUCCAUAAAUGGUUGAGGAUCAGUGGAGGCUGCUGAGGGGAGGACGGCUCACAAUAAGGGCUGGAACGGUGCGAAUGGGAUGGCAUCAAACACAUAGAAACCAUAGAAACCAUGUGUUUGAUGUAUUUGAUACCAUUCCACCUAUUCCACUCCAGUUAUUACCACGAGCCCGUCCUCCCCAAUUAAGGUACCACCAACCUCCUGUGGUGAGGAUGUUAAACAAUAAUGUCCAAUCCCUAAUUCCAUUUAUUCCUUUGAAGAAGCUAGGUGUAACUUGUUACUCACUGUACCAGGGGUGGCAUGUUAAUAACAAGUACACUAUUAUUGUACCAGAUAUUGUACAAGGUUAUUGUAGUUAUUGUAUCAAAUACUUAUUAUUGUUCCAGUUGGGAGACACUGGACAUCACCUGGUGGUGAGCGACCAGGACUCUCAGUGUCACACUGAAUCGACAUAAACUGUGAUAUUGGCAUGCUAUUUUGCACAGUAAAAGCCUACUGCCCAUCCUGUUGUCUCUGGAAGUGGACCCAUCGUGUGUAACAUAUCAUAGCAGGGGCCAAGGGGUCCCCCUAGUGGCAGUUGUUCUACACUACACACAUACGCCUUAUAAUGCAGACCUAAAAUAAAAAAUACAUAACAAAUAAAAAAAUAAAUAAAUAUCGUUUAGCUAGAAACCUAUAUGAUAUUGUUGACAAGCUUUUCGCUACAAGCAUUUCACUACACCUGCAAUGACAUCUGCUAAAUAUGUGUAGGUGACCAUACAACUUGAUUUUGAUUUUGAGGUAAUUCAAAGGUCACGGAUGCAUCAUUAUUCAUGUCACUAAUCAGCAAGGGCACGGCGAGGCCUGUAUUAAUCUGCAGAGGGGCAAUAGAUUUGACCAACAUUGACACAACACAUCAAGAGAGCACCCUCUUUUGUCCUUCUCCUUUAGCCCUGGUCCCUGUGAUAUCUAAGAACAGUGCGAACCCCAACAGCAUCUUUGCCAACAACGAGAUGAGUCUGGAGGACAUCGAGAUCUAUGGGUUUGACUAUGACUACACUCUGGCCUUCUACUCCAGACACCUCCACACCCUCAUCUUUAACAUCGCCAGGGACAUCCUCAUCCAGGAGCACAGGGUAAUGUCUGUUCCUCUAGCCUGGUCCUGGGUCAGAUCUGUAGCAGAGGGUAUUUUAAUGUGACAGAGAUGAAGAGGCACAGCAGAGGAACAGUAGCCUGAUCCCAGAUCUGUUAGUGCUGACAACUCCUAUGGUAAUUGUCAUACAGGCAAUUCCACGAUAACAGAAUUACGCUCUGACUCAGAUUGUUCAUUUUAUAAUGUAUGCCAAACAAAAACCAUUGAUUUCAAAGUUUAAUAAACUAUACAACCCUAUGCACAAGGACAAGGACUACUUUGAACAAUUUGCACAGAACAUUUCACUAAAAUACAUUUUACUGGAAGAACUGUGCAGAUGCUAAAUUUGGUAACAGAAUUACGGUAAAAUCUCCCUCAGUUUUUUAUGCAACUACUUUUUCCAAAAACUCUAACUAUCUGCUCCGAAUUAAGAUUCAAAGAUGUCUGCAGAAAGAAUGGGGUGUCAGCUAUGACAUAACACCUUGAGGUUAAAAAAAUGCCUUUUGGUUACUGAAAUGUAGUUUAGGAAAGUUCAAAUCAAGAAGGCUGGUCUGAAUGCUCGUUUAACUUCAUUCAGUAAGCAUUCCUUCCAGUUCUCUGCUGCCAAUGACUGGAACGAAUUGCAAAAAUCUCUGAAGCUGGAGACUCUUAUCUCCCUCACUAACUUUAAGCAUCAGUUGUCAGAGCACCUUACCGAUCACUGCACCUGUACACAGCCCAUCUGAAAUUAGCCCACCCAACUACCUCAUCCCCAUAUUGUUAUUUAUUUUGCUCUUUUGCACCCCAGUAUCUCUAUUUGCACAUAAUCUCUUGCACAUCUAUCAUUCCAGUGUUAAUACUAAUUGUAAUUAUUUUGCACUAUAGCCUAUUUAUUGCCUUACCUCCAUAACUUGCUACAUUUGCACACACUGUAUAUAUAUUUUCUGUUGUAUUUUUUGACUUUAUGUUUUUUUUACCCCAUAUGUAACUCUGUGUUGUUGUUUUUAUCGCACUGCUUUGCUUUAUCUUGGCCAGGUCGCAGUUGUAAAUGAGAACUUGUUCUCAACUGGCUUACCUGGUUAAAUAAAGGUGAAAUAAAAAUAAAUAAAUAAAUAACAUAAUUCACUUUGUUUCCUGUUCUAGGGGCAUUGUGGGAGAAAGAGUACAAAUGUAUCGUCAUCAUCAUAGCGUCUUGUUUCUCCUCCUCUUUCCUAUUAGCCAAGUGAGGAAUGUCAUUCACCUAUUGAUCUUAUAGCCUGUAAGCACGGCACAAUGAUGCACAUUCCUCACGCUUGCUGUUCAACCUAUGGGCUCACUCUUGCAAUUAUCACCUUCCUCCCUCUCUACCAAUGGGCGUAAAUCUUGGGAUGAAUUUAUAUGUCAACUUACCCAUGCUCUCUCACUUGCUGUUUUUCAGCAUACGUUUUCAACAACCAGCCACCUCCCCACCACCACCAGCUAUAAUAUCCUUAAGGCCCAUCAUUGGAACUACUUUACCCCAGCUGGGUUUUUCCAUCCCUGCAGUACCGCAUAGGGCUAUCUCCCAUCACAUCAUCUGGUUCCUAGGAUACCGCAUAGGGCUAUCUCCCAUCACAUCAUCUGGUUCCUAGGAUGCCGCAUAGGGCUAUCUCCCAUCACAUCAUCUGGCUCCUAGGAUACCGCAAAGGGCUAUCUCCCAUCACAUCAUCUGGCUCCUAGGAUACCGCAUAGGGCUAUCUCCCAUCACAUCAUCUGGCUCCUAGGAUCUUCCCUCUGAGACGAGGCAAUUCGACAGACUAUUUAAUAAAAUGUCGUAAUUUAUUCCAUCUUUGUUCAUUCAGUUAAGCCUGUACUCGAUUGAAUUACAGUAGGUGAAGUGGAUUUACAUCCGGUAAUGGAAUUAUGGUAACGGAAUUACAUGAUGAGUCCCUGAUCUGUACUAUUCAGAAAUGCAUGAUUUAUGGAUUUGAAUUUGAAUAUCAUUCUCUUCAUGGGGAUGUAUCCUGAGUAGGUACACAAAGGUAGAAAUAUGCAAUAUCCUUAUUUUGCAUAUUUGAGUAUUAUUCUACACAUUGGCUAUUAUUUUAAUGAGCUCCGCCCCCCCCAAACAAGACCACAUUUGGUUGUUCCCGGACCAGACCAAAUCUGAAACAAUCAUAGACGUCUAUGUUUCAUAAGUUUGGACAUCACAGUAGAGUAGAGUACAGUCCCCAUCCUAUAUCUCAGAUAUUUUAUCUCCCUACGAGCCAGGAUGCAGCCUGAGAUCCUCUGGCAGGGCACUGUUGAUCAUUCCAGGGAUGCUUUCUGCCAUUGUAAUCCUUGGGCGAGCCGCCUAAGCGUUUUUUCAGGUCGCCUAAGUCCAAACAGUGUAAAAAAAAUGUUUUUUUGACAUACAGUACCAGUCAAAAGUUUGGACACACCUACUCAUUCCAGGGUUUUUCUUUAUUUUUUUACUAUUUUCUACAUUGUAGAAUAACAGUGAAGACAUCAAAACUAUGAAAUAACACAUAUGGAAUCAUGUAAGUAACCAAAGUGUUAAACAAAUGAAAAUAUAUUUUAUGUUUGAGAUUCUUCAAAGUAGCCACCCUUUGCCUUGAUGACAGCUUUGCACACUCUUGGCAUUAUUAUUAUUAGAUUAUGCAGACAAUCUGGAAUUUUCAUUACAGUAAUACUUCUGUACUUGGACUGUACUUUUCUUUACUGUUCUGUACUGUUCUCUAAUCUCUACUGUGCUCUACUGUACUGUACUGUGCUGUCCAAACUUGUGAAACAUAGAUUUCUAUGAUUGGCUCAGAUUUUGUCCGGCGCGGGCUGGCUGACCAAAUUUCAACUACUUUUCAACAUCAAUAGAUGUCCGGUGCUCAGUGGGUGAGGAUGCUUGUUACAGUAAAUGGAAAGAGGGUAGGUGAUAAGUCGGGAGAGGUGACGUUGACUGUAGAGCGAGCGGCAGAGAGAGGGAGGGGUUGUCCAGACUAUUUUCAGUCUUGCUUUGACCACCAGAUGACAGAAAGAGAAAAAAACCAGUUAUGAGCUGAACGUAACAGUAUGCCAGUGGAAGGGAGGACAGUAGCAGGAGACCCUAUGAGCUGAACAUAACAGUCUGCCAGUGGAAGGGAGGACAGUAGCAGGAGACCCUAUGAGCUGAACGUAACAGUCUGCCAGUGGAAGGGAGGACAGUAGCAGGAGACCCUAUGAGCUGAACGUAACAGUCUGCCAGUGGAAGGGAGGACAGUAGCAGGUGACCCUAUGAGCUGAACGUAACAGUCUGCCAGUGGAAGGGAGGACAGUAGCAGGAGACCCUAUGAGCUGAACGUAACAGUCUGCCAGUGGAAGGGAGGACAGUAGCAGGAGACCCUAUGAGCUGAACGUAACAGUAUGCCAGUGGAAGGGAGGACAGUAGCAGGAGACCCAGCUGUGGUUUGUGACUAGAGAGUCAUCUUAAAACCUACUCUGAGAGUUUUUUUUAAAGUCCUAAAACAUGUUUUAACAUGAUUCCUAGGACCUCUUCUGAGAUGCUUAGUGGAUACGGCCCCAGGUCUGAUUGUGCAGUAUAACCAAAACCUUUGGUCGUUGGCAGGCCAAACUAGCACUGGCAUAAGACUGCACUCACUGCCACAUGAAAGACCACUCUGCUCCAGAUACAUAUGAAUCAAUCAUAUUAACUGAAAGCUGCUAUAUUAUGUAAUUCUGUUGGACUUGACGAAGCACAGACCAUGUCUUUGUUCGUAACCUUGACAACCCCCCCCCCCCCCCCCCCCCCCCAAUUUGAUUCAACACUUGCCAUAUUUUUCCAAAGAGAGAGAUAUUAUAUUUAUGCUGUCAGUGUCACCCUGUUAAAGUUGACAAAUGAUCUUCUAAUAGUCGUGAGACAAUCUUUGGACAAAAAUGAGAAUUGAGUUAAAGUAGUGUUUUUUUAUAUUCAGCCUUUUCAAGAUGUUCCUCUGUGAAUUAGUAUAACUGUACUUUCUGCAAAGCAAAGAACGAAGAUUGAAUGAGCGUUUCAAAACCGUAUCUUAAAUUUAGACCUCCAUCUUCAAUAAAUGAUAAACAUGGAUCCUUGUUUUCUGUUCCUCUCCAAGCUUUAGUGAUAACAUCUCAUUUUCUUCUGCCUUUAGUACCCUGAGGGCUUGCGAGAGUACGAGUACAUCCCUAACUUUGUUGUCAGGGGACUGCACUAUGAUGUCCAAAAGGCUUUACUGAUGAAGAUAGAUGCCUUUCACUACAUACAGCUGGGAACAGUAUACAGGUAUGUGCAGUCUAGGGAUUACUAGGAAUACAUUAAUUAAAGGCCCAGUGCAGUCAAAUGUGUGAUUUCCCUUUGUUUAUAUAUAUAUAAAUCUCCACACUAUGAGGUUGGAAAAAACUGUGAAAUUGUGAAAAUGAUGAUAAUGCCCUUUUAGUAUAAGAGCUGUUUGAACAGACCACCUGGAAUUUCAGCCUGUUUUGGUGGGAUGGAGUUUUGGCCUGCCUAGUUAGACCAAUAAGAAAGAGUUCCAAACCUCUUUGCCAAUAACAGCUAGUUUAACAGCUAGUUUUCCCCUCCCCAUUCAGACCACUCCCAGACAGUCCUACAGUGAGGGGAUAAAAGUAUUUGAUCCCCUGCGGAUUUUGUACGUUUGCCCACUGACAAACACAUGAUCAGUCUAUAAUUUUAAUUGUAGGUUUAUUUGAACAGUGAGAGACAGAAUAACAACAAAAAAAUCCAGAAAAACGCAUGUCAAAAAUGUUAUAAAUUGAUUUGCAUUUUAAUGAGGGAAAUAAGUAUUUGACCCCUCUGCAAAACAUGACUUAGUACAUGGUGGCAAAACCCUUGUUGGCAAUCACAGAGGUCAGACGUUUCUUGUAGUUGGCCACCAGGUUUGCACACAUCUCAGGAGGGAUUUUGUCCCACUCCUCUUUGCAGAUCUUCUCCAAGUCAUUAAGGUUUCGAGCCUGACGUUUGGCAACUCGAACCUUCAGCUCCCUCCACAUAUUUUCUAUGGGAUUAAGGUCUGGAGACUGGCUAGGCCACUCCAGGACGUUAAUGUGCUUCUUCUUGAGCCACUCCUUUGUUGCCUUGGCCGUGUGUUUUGGUUCAUUGUCAUGCUGGAAUACCCAUCCACGACCCAUUUUCAAUGCCCUGGCUGAGGGAAGGAGGUUCUCACCCAAGAUUUGACGGUACAUGGCCCCGUCCAUCGUCCCUUUGAUGCGGUGAAGUUGUCCUGUCCCCUUAGCAGAAAAACACCCCCAAAGCAUAUUGUUUCCACCUCCAUGUUUGACAGUGGGGAUGGUGUUCUUGGGGUCAUAGGCAGCAUUCCUCCUCCUCCAAACACGGCGAGUUGAGUUGAUGCCAAAGAGCUCCAUUUUGGUCUCAUCUGACCACAACACUUUCACCCAGUUCUCCUCUGAAUCAUUCAGAUGUUCAUUGGCAAACUUCAGACGGGCCUGUAUAUGUGCUUUCUUGAGCAGGGGGACCUUGCGGGCGCUGCAGGAUUUCAGUCCUUCACAGCGUAGUGUGUUACCAAUUGUUUUCUUGGUGACUAUGGUCCCAGCUGCCUUGAGAUCAUUGACAAGAUCCUCCCGUGUAGUUCUGGGCUGAUUCCUCACCGUUCUCAUGAUCAUUGCAACUCCACGAGGAUGAGAUCUUGCAUGGAGCCCCAGGCCGAGGGAGAUUGACAGUUCUUUUGUGUUUCUUCCAUUUGCGAAUAAUCGCACCAACUGUUGUCACUUUCUCACCAAGCUGCUUGGCGAUGGUCUUGUAGCCCAUUCCAGCCUUGUGUAGGUCUACAAUCUUGUUCCUGACAUCCUUGGAGAGCUCUUUGGUCUUGGCCAUGGUGGAGAGUUUGGAAUCUGAUUGAUUGAUUGCUUCUGUGGACAGGUGUCUUUUAUACAGGUAACAAGCUGAGAUUAGGAGCACUCCCUUUAAGAGUGUGCUCCUAAUCUCAGCUCGUUACCUGUAUAAAAGACACCUGGGAGCGAGAAAUGUUUCUGAUUGAGAGGGGGUCAAAUACUUAUUUCCCUAAUUAAAAUGCAAAUCAAUUUAUAACAUUUUUGAAAUACGUUUUCUUGUUGUUAUUCUGUCUCUCACUGUUGAAAUAAACCUACCAUAAAAAUUAUAGACUGAUCAUUUCUUUGUCAGUGGGCAAACGUACAAAAUCAGCAGGGGAUCAAAUACUUUUUUCCCUCACUGUAGCUAAAUUCUUGCUUGAGAAAUAGCUCUUUGCUAAGAAGCCAUUUUUGUUUAUUUUUGACCAUUUUUAAUUUAAAACAAUCACAAUAAGGUACUUAACUUUUAGCUAGAAAUGAUUUGAUAUUGAGAUGAAAACGGCUGCAUUGGACCUUUUAAGCUAUGACCAUGCUCUAUCUGUGUAACUAUACUGCCAUGUUUAUCUACACUACUGCUCAAAAUUAUUUUUUAAACCCAUUUCUCCAGUUUUUAUUGAAAUUUAAGCAGUUUAAGUCCAGUGAAUAACCUGAAACGGUACAAAGGUAAGCAGUAAACUGCCAGAGGUAUAAAAAAUAAAAAAAUAGUUUAGGUUACCAAAAACGGAAAUAUAAUGUACACUACCGUUCAAAAGUUUGGGGUCACUUAGCAAUGUCCUUGUUUUCGAAAGAAAAGCAAUUUUAUUGUCCAUUAAAAUAACAUCAAAUUCAUCAGAAAUACAGUGUAGACAUUGUUAAUGUUGUAAAUGGCUAUUGUAGCUGGAAACGGCAGAUUUACAUAGGCGUACAGAGGCCCAUUUAUCAUCAACCAUCAGUCCUGUGUUCCAAUGGCACGUUGUGUUUGCUAAUCCAAGUGUAUAAUUUUAAAAGGCUAAUUGAUCAUUAGAAAACCCUUUUGCAAUUAUGUUAGCACAGCUGAAAACUGUUGUGCUGAUUAAAGAAGCAAUAAAACUGGCCUUCUUGAGACUAGUUGAGUAUCUGGAGCAUCAGCAAUUGUGGGUUCGAUUAAGGCUCAAAAUGGCCAGAAACAAAUAACUUUAUUCUGAAACUCAUCAGUCUAUUCUUGUUCUGAGAAAUUAAGGCUAUUCUAUGCGAGAAAAUGCCAAGAAACUGAAGAUCUCGUACAACGCUGUGUACUACUCCCUUCACAGAACAGCGCAAACUGGCUCUAACCAGAAUAGAAAGAGGAGUGGGACAACUGAGCAAGAGGACAAAUACGUUAGAGUGUCUAGUUUGAGAAACAGACGCCUCACAGGUCCUCAACUGGCAACUUCAUUAAAUAGUACCCACAAAACACCAGUCUCAACAUCAACAGUAAAGAGGUGACUCCGGGAUGCUGACCUUCUAGGCAGAGUUGCAAAGAAAAAGUCAUAUCUCAGACUGGCCAAUAAAAAGAAAAGAUUAAGAUGGGCAGUCUGAGAUAUGGCUUUUUCUUUGCAACUCUGCCUAGAAGGUCAGCAUCCCGGAGUCGCCUCUUCACUGUUGACGUUGAGACUGGUGUUUUGCGGGUACUAUUUAAUGAAGCUGCCAGUUGAGGACCUGUGAGGCGUCAUACCGCUCAGGAAGGAGAUGCGUUCUGUCUCCUAGAGAUUAACGUACUUUGGUGCGAAAAGUGCAAAUCAAUCCCAGAACAACAGCAAAGGACCUUGUGAAGAUGCUGGAGGAAACAGGUACAAAAGUAUCUAUAUCCACAGUAAAAAAAGUCCUAUAUCAACAUAACCUGAAAGGCCGCUCAGCAAGGAAGAAGCCACUGCUCCGAAACCGCCAUAGAAAAGCCAGAUUAUGGUUUGCAACUGCACAUGGUGACAAAGAAUGUACUUUUUGGAGAAAUAUCCUCGGGCUGAUGAAACAAAAAUAGAACUGUUUGCCCAUUAUGACCAUCGUUAUGUUUGGAGGAAAAAGGGGGAUGCUUGCAAGCCGAAGAACACCAUCCCAAUCGUGAAGCACGGGGGUGGCAGCAUCAUGCUGUGGGGGUGCUUUGCUGCAGGAGGGACUGGUGCACUUCACAAAAUAGAUGGCAUCAUGAGGAAGGAAAAUGUUGUGGAUAUAUUGAAGCAACAUCUCAAGACAUCAGUCAGGAAGUUAAAGCUUGGUCGCAAAUGGGUCUUCCAAAUGGACAAUGACCCCAAGCAUACUUCCACAGUUGUGGCAAAAUGGCUUAAGGACAACAAAGUCAAGGUAUUGGAGUGGCCAUCACAAAGCCCUGACCUCAAUCCUAUAGAAAAUGUGUGGGCAGAACUGAAAAAGCGUGUGCGAGCAAGAAGGCCUACAAACCUGACUCAGUUACACCAGCUCUGUCAGGAGGAAUGGGCCAAAAUUCACCCAACUUAUUGUGGGAAGCUUGUGGAAGGCUACACGAAACGUUUGAACCAAGUUAUACAAUUUAAAGGCAAUGCUACCAAAUACUAAUUGAGUGUAUGUAAACUUCUGACCCGCCCGGCCAAACUGAGCAAUCGGGGGUAAAGGGCCUUGGUCAGGGAGGUGACCAAAAACCUGAUGGUCACUCUGACAGAGCUCUAGAGUUCAUCUGUGGAGAUGGGAGAACCUUCCAGAAGGACAACCAUCUCUGCAGCACUCCACCAAUCAGGCCUUUAUGGUAGAGUGGCCAGACGGAAGCCACUCCUCAGUAAAAGGCACAUGACAGCCCACUUGUAAUUUGCCAAAAGGCACCUAAAGACUCUCAGACCAUAAGAAACAAGCUUAUCUGUUCUGAUGAAACCAAGAUUGAUUUCUUUGGCCUGAAUGCCAAGCGUCACGUUUGGAGAAAACCUGGCACCAUCCCUACGGUAAAGCAUGGUGGGGGCAGCAUCAAGCUGUGGGGAUGUUUUUCAGCAGCAGGGACUGGGGGACUAGUCAGGAUCAAGGCAAAGAUGAACGGAGCAAUGUACCUUGAUGAAAACCUGCUCCAAAGCGCUCAGGACCUCAGACUGGGGCGAAGGUUCACCUUCCAACAGGACAACGACCUUAAGCACACAGCCAAGACAACGCAGGAGUGGCUUCAGGACAAGUCUCUGAAUGUCCUUGAGUGGCCCAGCCAGAGCCCGGACUUGAAUCUGAUCGAACAUUUCUGGAGAGACCUGAAAAUAGCUGUGCAGCGACGCUCCCCAUCCAACCUGACAGAGCUUGAGAGGAUCUUCAGAGAAGAAUGGGAUAAACUCCCCAAAUACAGGUGUGCUAAGCUUGUAGCGUCAUACCCAAGAUGACUCAUGGCUUCUUCAACUAAGUACUGAGUAAAGGGUCUGAAUACUUAUGUAAAUGUGAUAUUUCUGUUUUUUAUUUAUUUGAUAAAUUAAACAAAAUGUCUAAAAACCUGUUUUUGCUUUGUCAUUACGGGGUAUUGUGUGUAGAUUGAUGAGGAAAAAAAGCAAUUUUAAUCAAUUUUAGAAUAAGGCUGUAAAGUCACUAAAUGUGGAAAAGGUCAAGGGGUCUGAACACUUUCCGAAGGCACUGUAUAUAACUAUACAGUAUAUAACUAUACAGUAGAUAGUGUAUACUUUAUAGGCCUGAAAUUCAGUUAAUGUUAAUCGUUACCAGUAUUUCCUGGUUUAGGAAAAAAAAGGUUGGUUCAGUGCAGCAGGACAAACGUGUGUUCUCUUGUCCCCUGUAGGGGUCUUCAACCGGUACCAGACAAGGAGGUGAUUGCCAUGUACGAUGGCUGCCAUGUCCCUCUGGAGAAUAUGAGUGACUUCUAUGGCAAGGUAAGGCCCAUAUCAUCUCCUCCACCCUUCCACAGUCACUAUAUACAGAUCUGCUUCAGUCACCGUGAUAAACUGACCCCAUUACAUUCAGCAGCAAGGCCACUGCAUUGCCCAGUCACCCCCAGUCACUCCAGUCGUGAACUGUUUUCCACCCCUUCAGUCAGACACAUGAUACUGUAGUAUUACGUUUCUACCCUGUGGAAACUCAGAACACAGAACCAAAUCUCACAUGCACUAGAUAGCUAGCUACUCAAUCUACUUCUGGGUGCAGAGGUGGCAAAUAGACAUGGUCUCAUGUUAACUUCAGUUAUGGCUGACAUGCAUAUUGCGUAACCUAGUAACACCUCACUUUACUCAUUUCUUAUCCUAUCUGAUCAUUCAUAUCUCUCUCCUCCAGAGUUCCCAUGGCCACACUAUGAAACAGUUCAUGGACAUCUUCUCCCUCCCAGAGAUGAACCUCCUGUGCUCAGUUAAUGACUACUUCUUGAAGCACAAUAUCGACUACGAGCCUGUCCACCUCUACAAAGACGUCAAGGUAACGAGACCAGAACAGUGAUUUUUGCAAAGACACCUGGGUUGUGUUCAUUAGGCACAAAAUGGAAGAAAACAGUCAGAAAGAGAUUAACUGGUACUAUCUGAAACAACGUUUUAAAACAGUUUGCUACGGUGUGCCCUAAUGAACACAACCUCUCUCAGGAACCAUAGGCCAGACCAGAAGGCCAGAAUCAUAAUGCUCCUCUCCAUGACAAAGUGGAUUCCAGGAAUGUGGGAGUUAAAUGUAUUAAUAAUGAUGCCUUGUUGUGACCGUUGGUUGUGAUGCUGUAGUUAUUUUAGUGUGCUUCGUGACAGAGGAGAGGCUUCAUUUAGGCUUUUGAAAAUGGCAGUCUAGUUUUAGAGGAGGCAGCCACACCAUCUGUGUCUCUGUCUGGUCUCUGGUGGCUCUGCCUGCGUCUUCAGAAGGAGAUAUUUUAGUGAAAUCUGAGCUGUGUUGUCUUUGUUCCUUUGAUGGGCUUGUCAGGGAGGACUGGUACCUGCUUAGUUUCAUUCUGCAGUGUCUUUGACAGAUCAGUGUCAUCAUAAUGAAAACCUGGCUUCAUACUCACUCACUCACUCACUCACUCACUUCACAAUAUAUCCACUAGAUUAGACACCUUCUCAAGUUUCAAUUGAUCACAGGGAAUGUGAAGACACCCCUACUCCCCCAUGCCUUCCCAUGCCCUCAUCUCCCCCCUCCUCUCCCUUUCCCCUCCUCUCCUCCCUCUCCUUCCCUCCUCUCCCCCCUCCUCUCCUCUCCUCUCCUCUCCUCUCCCUCCUCUCCCCCUCCACUCCUCUCCUCUCCCCUCUCCUCUCCCUCUUCUCCUCUCCCCCUUCCCUCCUUUCCCCCUCCAUUCCUCUCCUCUCCUUUCCCUCUCCUCUCCUCUCCUUAAUUCCCCCCCCUUCCUCUCCUCUCUCCCUCUCCUCUCCUCUCCUCCCCUCCUCUCCUCGUCCUCCCUCUCCUCUCCUCUCCCUCCUCUCCUCUCCUUCCUCUCCUCUCCUCUCUCUCCUUCCUCUCCUCUCUCUCCUCCCCCUUCCCUCCUUUCCCCCCCUCCCUCCUCUCCUCUCCUCCUCCCUCUCCUCUCCUCUCCCCUCCUCCUCUCCUCUCCUCUCCUCCGCUCCUUUCCCCUUUCCUCUCCUCUCCUCUCCUCUCCCUCCUCUCCUCUCCUCUCUUUCCUCCCUCCCCCUUUUCUCCCCUCCCCCCCCCUCCCCCUCCCUUCCCUCCCUUCCCCCCCCCCCCUCUCCCCCCCCCUCCCUCCUCUCCCCCCCCCUCCCUCCCCCCCAAAUCCCCCCUUCCCUCCCCCUCCUCCCCUCCUUCCCCUCUCCCCCUCCCUCCUCCCCUCCCCCUCCCUCCUCUCCCCUUACCCUUUUUCCUCCUCUCCUCUCCCCCCCCUUCCUUCCCUCUCUCCCUCUCCCCCUCCCCUCCCUCCCCUUCAAGAUGCAAUAGGCUUUCAUUUGUAUUUAGUAAAGCACACCAGUCACAUUGUGUGGGGCAAUAACCUCAAAUCGUAUUCUUGUUCUUGUCUUUGUAACUUUUUUGUGUCUUUGUCUUUAGUUUUGUCGAUUUUCCAAGGUAACACAAUUCAAACUGAGGGGUGGUGUUAGUGCACACUUUGUUAGUACACUGUGGGUUGUGCACUUGUUAUACCUGUUUAGUGGGACCUGUUAUACACUUUUAGUGCACUUGUUAGUACACCCGUGUUAGUACACGUGUUAGUGCACUGUGUUAGUGCACUGUGUUAGUGCCUGGUUAUUCACUGUGUUUACACUGUUUAGUGCACUGUUUGUUCACUGUGUUAGUACACUGUGUUAGUACACUGUGCUAGUGCCUGUGUUAGUGCACUGUGUUAGUACACUGUGUUAGUGCACUGUGUUAGUGCACUGUGUUAGUGCACUGUGUUAGUGCACUGUGUUAGUACACUGUGUUAGUGCACUGUGUUAGUGCACUGUGUUAGUGCACUGUUAUGCACUGUGUUAGUGCACUUUCUUAGAACACUUUGUCCACUAUGUACUUCUACAAAGUUUUCCAAAUAUUUUCCAUAUGGAGGAACAUGAAUUGUAUGUAUCGUUCUGUAUUCUUCAUUCUCCCAUAUGGAACGCCGUUUGUAACAUUCUAUAAUUUUCAAAAGAAAAUAUGAAUUUCCUGCCACAAAUUGCAGCCAUUGUAACGUCUCCUCCUCUCUCUCUGUUAACAGGCAGCUAUAGGAGAUGUCCAUGUCAAGGGUAUUAUGUACCGGGCUGUGGAGGCAGAUAUCGGUAAGGACAACAAUGAUCUCUGUGUGUGUUCUCUGACAGACUGUGUAUUACUGUAUUACUAUGCCACUGUGUGAUAAUGGGGGAAGGGAGUGUGUGCUCUCUGAGUCUUACAACCCAGUGUCUAAUGUAACAUGUAGUAUCUUUCGAAAUAAUCUCAGGGGUUUGUGCGACUGUGUAUGAACAUCUGAGAGUUGGAUGAUAAGAGUACUACAUCAAGGUCAUUGCCAUUGUUGUGUCUCAUAUCUUCAAACAGAUUACUAUGAAAUAUUAUUAUCCUACUUCCUAGAAGUAAUGUUUUUCUGUGCACAAUAGCAAUUGUCUGGCGGUGGAGCUAUGUUUAGACUGUAUUAUCACUCCUCCCUCCUCCCUCUGCAACUUCCUUUUCCUUUCUUUUGCCCCCCCCCUCUCUCUCCCCCCUUUCUCUCUCUCUCCCUCUCCUCUCUCUCUCUCCUCUCUCCUCUCUCUCUCUCUCCUCCCUUUCUCUCUCUCUCUCUCUCCCUCCCCCGCCUCUCUCGCUCUCUCUUCCCCUCUCUCUCUCUCUUUCUCUCUCUCUCUUACUCUCCCCCCCACCCUCUCGCAUUCCCCCCCCCUCUCUGUAGAGAACUAUAUUUCCUAUGGAGAACAGACUCAUGCUGUGCUGAAGAAGCUCUAUGAGGAUGGCAAGAAGAUGUUCCUCAUCACUAACAGCCCAUUUGACUUUGUGUGAGUGUCUCUGACAAAUCUCUGCGUGUGAGUGUCUCUGACAAAUCUCUGUGUGUGAGUGUCUCAGGCAUAUCUCUGUGUGUGAGUGUCUCUGACAAAUCUCUGUGUGUGAGUGUCUCUGACAAAUCUCUGCGUGUGAGUGUCUCUGACAAAUCUCUGUGUGUGAGUGUCUCAGGCAUAUCUCUGUGUGUGAGUGUCUCUGACAAAUCUCUGUGUGUGAGUGUCUCUGACAAAUCUCUGUGUGUGAGUGUCUCUGACAUACAGUAUCUCUGGGUGUGAGUGUCUCUGGCAUAUCUCUGGGUGUGAGUGUCUCAGGCAUAUCUCUGUGUGUGAGUGUCUCUGACACAUCUCUGUGUGUGAGUGUCUCUGACAUAUCUCUGUGUGUGAGUGUCUCAGGCAUAUCUCUGUGUGUGAGUGUCUCUGACAUACAGUAUCUCUGCGUGUGAGUGUCUCAGGCAUAUCUCUGUGCUGACAGUUCACCACAAAACUUUAUACAAUUCUAAACUGUGUACUGUUAAUAUAUGAAUAUAUACUAUGUUGCUGGAGAGGGUUUUCACAGCCCUAUGGUUACAUCGUUACACUAGCUUUAUUUAUCAAUUCUGACAAUGAUAGCAGCAUGUCAAAUUACUUUGAUAAAAAAUUGAAAACGGUUGAAAGUACCCAGAUGAUGAGUUUGCAGACACUGUUGAUCUAGGCCUCUCUACGGCAGAGUGUCAUGUCUGUGCUACUUUGUUCUAUAUUGUGUGACUGAUUGUAAGUCGUGAUAAAUGACUCGAAUAUUCCCAGGGAUCGGGGAAUGAACUACAUUGUGGGGAAGGACUGGAGAGAUCUGUUUGACAUUGUCAUCGCACAGGCCGACAAACCUGGCUUCUUCAACGACAGGAGAAAGUAAGCGUCUCAAUUCACUCCCCCCCCCCACCACCCCUUCCGUUUGUCCUGCACUCUUCAAUGUGGAAGCAGUGUGGUGGAAGCUUCACCACUACACCACUUGUACCCAUCCAUUAUUUGCCAUGUCCAGUUGACCUCCACUGUAUGUAUUCUGCCGUUUGUCUUCCUCUGUCCGUCGUAGGCCCUUCAGACGAGUGACUGAUAAAGGGGUGCUGCAUUGGGACAGGAUUCACAAGCUGGAGAAGGGGAACAUCUACAAACAGGUACUGGACAACGGAAUAUGUUCUAGGGAAGUCUUUCUCAACCAGGGGUACUAGGACACCUGGUGUAUGUGGCUUAUUCACGGGGGGGGGGGAGCUUUAACUACUGUUCUAGAGUUAAAGCUCUGUCAUACAGACCAGGGAAUUACUGACUGUUUCUUUGUUCUGCAGGGAAACCUCUAUGAGUUCCUGAGACUGACUGGCUGGAGGGGGUCCAAGGUGUUGUAUUUUGGAGAUCACAUCUACAGUGACCUGGCUGUAAGUCCAAUUUCAAACCAUUCAUUUACACUGCAUAGGUUAAUAUUUAAAAUGAUCAUGUAGAAUGUUCACACCAUCAUAGAAAUUACACGGUCUGAUGUCAUGAUAUAGGUCUAAGUUAAGUAGCGUUUAAAUAAAUAAAUAAAAAGUCAGCCCGUGAUUGAAGUGGCUGGCCUGUUACCGAAUCAGAGGUAUUUGAGUUGUUCUGUGGUUUAUCGACUCCUUAGGUUUAGGUUUGAGGAAAAAACGCUCUAUAAAUCCUAUGUAUUAUUUUGAACUCUAGGACCUGACCCUGAAGCAUGGCUGGAGGACCGGAGCCAUCAUCCCCGAGCUGAGGAAAGAGAUCAAGAUCAUGAACACUGAGGAGUGUGUCCAUCUGAUGACCUGGCUACAGGGCCUGACUUGGCUGAUAGAACACAUGCAGGUAGGUGGAGGGGUGUGUGUGUGUGCUUGCUUGCUUGCGCGUGCGCUUCUGUCUGUCUCUGUCUGUCCGUCUGGUAGCUCUAUGCUAACAGCUGUGAACCUAAAGAGCAUCUUCUCUGCAGCAAACAUUCUCUGCUCUCUCCCUUCCAGGUCCACAGAGACCCAGCUUCUCAAGCUGUCGUUCAGGAGUGGAUCAAAGAGAGAGAAACCAUGAGGUGCCAGGGGGAUUGGGGAAGAGCCCACGAAAGAACCUCAAGAUAAUCAUUAUCUCAUUUAUGAUGCGUCCUCUUAUUUGCCUAAAGCCUAGAAGAGUUGUUAUAUGCUAUAUAGAUAUGUUGGCAACACUUUCUUUGAAGGGCACCUAUAGUACAUAAUGACUUCGUAACACAUUCAUAACCAACACUCAUAAGCAGAUCGGAGAGGUUGAGAGUAGAAGAAGUUCAGGAGCAAUAAAAAAUAAAAAAAAUAAAAAAAUAUAUAAUAGAAUUAUUGUAAAAUUAACUCUGUCCAUAAGGUGUAGAUAGUAAGUAUAGACCGGAAGUAGAGGCCUGGGCAUUGUUGUUCACUAAUUUACUCCAAGUAGGGAAAGGAUGGUGGGGUUGAAAAGUAAUAAAGGGGAGUAUAUAUAUAAAAAAAAAAAAAAAAAAAAAAAAAACUUGGGGGAUUGGAAGUGAUGCAGACAAUUACAUUGAUAGAAGAUACAAUAUAUCUGCAAUAUUAAGCUGAUCCACCCCCCCCCCCCAAAAAAAAAUAUAAAAUAAAAAAAUAAAAAAUAAAUAAAUACUAAAAUGAGUAAAAAGGAGUAAAAAAAACAGUACAAAAAAAACAGUACAAAAAAAACAAAAAAACAAAAAAAACUCAUAAGCAGUAUAUAAUCAAUUCCUAUAGGAAGGUUUUAUGUCUGGGUAAUUAAUGUUUUCUGAGGUCCUUAUGUAGCUUCUCUUCAAAUAAAGUCUUACCCAUAUUUCCCUAUAGGUGGCUAUACCCAUUAAAUGUUUGGGAGCAUAAUUAGAGUGUACAACUUUCUUUCUUUUUACAGAUAUUUCCCUUGACGUGCAUUUUUCGCUUACUAACACUAUUGUACAUCUUUCGUCAUACAACAGAUCGCAGACAAAGGACAUCUUCAACGGCCAGUUUGGGAGUCUCUUCCGAACGUACCACAACCCCACCUACUUCUCCCGCCGCCUGUCUCGUUUCGCAGACAUCUACAUGGCGUCUCUCAGCUGUCUGCUCAACUACGACUUCCAUCACACCUUCUUCCCCCGUCGUACGCCCCUGCAACACGAGUCACCCUUCUGGCCCGAGCAGACCAGCGCCGGGGCCCUGAAGAUGCCCUUCAUACCCCACAGAACCACAACUGAAGAGUAGAAAGGGGAGGGGGGAAGGGUUUCAGUGUGACACCCCGUCCCGGGCUUGACUCAGACUGGAGAGGAUAGGGAGGACGGGUUUCACUGCGACACUCCGUCAAAGACCUUAUCUGAGGAGAGAGGGGAGGGGAGGGAAAAGUUUCAUUGUGACACUCUGUCUUGACCUGCUCUGGACACAGAGCUCUCAAAUACCCGUUUCAUUCUAUCAUGGCGACCUGAACUAUACUGUCAUUCCCAGCGCAGUUCCAUUAACUAUAGCAGACGUGUAAACAAGCCAGCUGAGUAGUCCGUAAGGGGUAGAAGAUGGCAGACAGGACUCUGCUGACUUGGACUUACUGUCUCUGUUUUCCACUGACUCCAUCUCAUGUUGACCUCACGCUGUCAGUAACUUCAAUACUGAUCUGCUCCGCUUUAUAAUCUCACUAUUACAUGUGUAGGUUGAAUUUCUAACAGUAAGUAGAGAACACUUAAAUAUUUCUGCCAUGUUUCUGUUUUAGGUUGAAAACUAGCGGUACAGUUGCUUAGUACGCUAUACCAAACACUACACAAUAAGUUUGCUUGAAUGUUCUUGACACACAUACAGUAUGUACCCAAACAGAGAUUUACUCAGAUCUGCAGAACUUUCAUCCAAACAAUAUACAUGACCCUAAGCAUGAUG
Messenger RNA from Coregonus sp. 'balchen', 18439 nucleotides. The record is from the annotation of a GenBank genome assembly. NCBI's taxonomy places the organism in Eukaryota, Metazoa, Chordata, Actinopteri, Salmoniformes, Salmonidae.